Messenger RNA from Stylophora pistillata, 3070 nucleotides. RefSeq lists its product as uncharacterized. Lineage: Eukaryota; Metazoa; Cnidaria; Anthozoa; Scleractinia; Pocilloporidae. The record is from RefSeq and is a predicted model, not a curated record.
CUGAGACGUGCAUUCAUUAAACACGAGUUUCAUCACUUGAAUGUGCCGCUCGCUGGAACAGCAGCAGUCUUUGAUGAAUUUGACUGCACGUUUGAAUGUCUCAGCAAUCCUUUCUGUUUUUCUGUAAACCUGGCUGCCUCCAAAGGAGCUCACGGUAGACUUUGGUGCGAGUUGCUGUCGUCUGAUAAAUACAGAAACUCCACAGAGUAUGAAGGGAAUAAAAGUUCGCAUCAUCUCGCAAUUGAGUCACCUUGUUCUUCGUCACCUUGUCAAAACGAAGCCACCUGUGUAACAAACUACAGAGAUGGGUCAUUUGAAUGCCUCUGUGCAAAAGGCUUUAAAGGAGAAUAUUGUGAAAAAGUUGUUGGGUCCUGCAAAGAGGCUUACUACCUGUUCAAGUCAAACGUUAGUCGACUGGUUACAUUAGACCUUGACUCUAAACCGACCACAGUUCUCUGUCAAAUGGAAGAUUUUGGAUGCGGAGAUGGAGGAUGGACGCCUGUAAUAAAGAUAGACGGCACAAAGGCAACGUUUCACUAUGACGCUCACUACUGGAGUGAUAAAAACGAAUACAACGUCCCCGGCGGAAGGACUGGGUUUGACUCAAAAGAGACCAAAUUACCGACCUAUUGGAACACACCUUUCUCCAGGAUUUGUCUCGGUAUGAAGAUUAGUGGACAGCUCAGGUUUAUUGCCUUUAACAGGAAGGCAAACUCUCUGCACUCACUGAUUGCUGAUGGUACAUACCGCUCCACCUCACUGGGUCGUAAAGAGUGGAAGAAGUUGAUUGGUGCGGAGGGCUCUUUGCAAUCGAACUGUAACAAGGAGGGCUUCAAUGCUGUGGGUACUUCAAGUGGUGGUUCCAAAGUAAGAAUCGGUUAUAUCGCUAACCAGGAAAACGACUGUCUCACUUGUGAUUCCAGAAUUGGGUUUGGUGGUGAAGGAAGUGCCAAUACGUGUGGAAACGAAGCAUCUCAUUCUCCAGAUAACGGUGACAGGCACAUCAAAGCUAUGGGAUAUAUUUUAGUGCAGUAAACUCUUUUAAUCCAUAUAUGAGCUCAGCUGAAACUCGCUAAUAACGGGAGAGGGCAGGUGGGGGUACUGAAAGAAAAAGCCCUUUUCCAUUUUUCCAUCCCCUCUCCCGACUCAUUUCCACAAACGCUCGAGUGAGAACUUGUUAAGCAGACCAUAGAUCGCUUUCCGUCUUUUUGACAAACCGAUUCUAUGUUACCAUGAUAAGCGUUGUAAAACUAAAAAGUGGCAUUAUUCCUCAGUCCAUACUCUUAAGCGCACCCAAGUUAAGCUGUAACUCACUGAUUUUUUUUUUCGCAACUAGCAGUCCGGGGUGGUUAAUUUGAUAACCCUUUGCCGUCACAACACGUCGAUCAUUUCGGAAAUCAAAGAUUUUCGCACCAACUUUGAAAUGUUCGCCGUUUGCUCGUUAUUGAUAGUAGUAUGUACCAAAAAUUAUAUCGGAAAUCAGUGAAUAGAUUCUGUUCAUCGUGUUUACUCAAGAUGGCGGUCAUCAAGGAGUGAUAGAAGCAAAGUUUUGGGCAGAGUAGUACCGGGGCAGUUGAAAUGACACGUUUGAUUGAAGUGUGUUUUUCAACUUUGCCUUAAAGUUUAGGUUGGUAAAUGAAUUUUCUGGAGUCAAAAAAAAAUUAUGGAGCUCAUCUUCAAUCUACUUUCUUUCGAUAUAAUUGUUAUUUACCGUGAUGCAAACUGCAGGAAAAAAGUGCGUGCGGUUGGUCUUGAUUUUAGUCUAAUUCAGUCGCCAACCGCCAUUUUGUGUUUUCGACGAUGCUUUUAAUCUUUCUGUAUAUUAUUCGAACAUUUUUGUCUAAUUAACGAUCUAUUACCACGGUACUAUACUUUGUUUGUAAGGAAACCUUUUAAGGCAGGGAUGGUUAUUUCAUUAGUUGUACGCGGAUACACGUUCAUUCAACUACUAUAUAAGAUAACUGAGAUGCUACGAGUACAAGCGCUCUGAUUGGCUAAACUCUAUCGUCUAUUGCACAGAUAAACCAAGAUAGUUAUCUUCUCUUGGGUAAACCCCUAAAAAAUUGAAACAGACUGUUUCUUUUUGUAAAGCUUAAGUUAUGAAAGAAAGAGACCGCCCUUUCUAUCAAGAUAAUUAUCUCCACUUGGGUAAACCCCUAAAAAUUGAAACAGACUAUGUUUUUUUUGUAAAGUUUCAUUUAUAAAAGAAAUAGACUGCCGUUUCUAUCGGUUUACUGACGUAAUAAUCCAUGCGGGAAGUUUGAAGUUUGUAAAUAAUCACUCCCCGCCGGCUCGUGAUUUACAAACUUUUCUUGCUAUUCCAACAUCCCACGUGAGUCCUUAAGCUUGUUAUGCACCGAUCAAUUCGAAGCUUCCACAUCCCCGUGGGAAAACCACGGACAUUAACUGUCAUCCGUGCCCAAGGAGGGGUGAGGAGUUCGAUCUGAAAGUAUAAACUCUUUCCAGCAUAGUAAACCUAAACGGUAAAUAGUCUGCUUCCGUGAGCCAAUGGCUUAAUCGGAAAGUUUUCACAUCAUGAAUUGAUGCUUACAAACGAACAAUCCAACAGCAACUCCAGAAACUAAACGUGACUUUGCUAAAUUCUACAACAUUCGUUGACCUCACAAAGAAUCGUUUAACAAUAGUUAAGUAUUUGAACACAAUUUUGGCCCGAGGGAGAAAGAAAUUUGAACGACCCAGUUUUUUAAUGCCAAGGGGUUGCCCGAGGGGGGAAAAUUGAAGCUUGGGAUGGAUCCACGCAUAAACUGAUAGAAAUUGCAGUCCAUUGCUCAAUUAUUACAAUUAAGAUUUGCGAACCAGUCCCCUAAUGCAAGAUAAAAGCAUUUGUAAAGAAUUUUAGUAUACGUAAUACCAAGUCUGUACAAAAAUAAGUCCAACGCAAGAACUUCCUUUUGCGACAUUUUCUCCACAACGGUUAAAAUGUAUAUAAUCACGACAACUGAAUAAUGGCAGGUCAUAAAUCAUUUAUGACCCGUCGUAAAUUGUUUAUUAUUUAUUAUAUUUGAAUAAUGAUUAUUCAAAUAUAAUAAAUAAUAGGCAAAUAAAUAUU